AUGCCGUAUGGAUUGCGUCUGCCAAGUAGUGACCAAGUAUUUACAGUUUCAGAAGAUCAGGCGAACAACCCUACGAUGCCCCGACGAGAUUUUCACACUGGAAGGCGAACACUGACUAUGGUCACAGCUAGCGCUAACGGCAGAAAAGCGUUUCUCGUUGAUACCCUCGCACUUGUGAGAAGAUUAGAGGCAGAAGGGUUGACGGCGAAGCAAUCCGAGGCUAUCACGCAUCUCAUCACAGAAGUUCUCCAUGAGAGCCUCGAUACAGCCGCGCACACUUUCGUCUCAAAGUCAGAGAUGCAAAAGUCGGAGAUGGUGGCGGAGGCAGCCAUGGCCAAGGUCAAGACAGAAAUUCAAAGCCUCCAGGAUUUGAAGUUUGCUGGAUUGACCCGGGAGGUUGAAGGGCUCAAGACGGAUUUGGACAAAGUAAAGAAUGAAAUACGGUACGAGGUGGAUAAGGUGACAGCAGGACAACGUCUUGAUCUGAACCUGGAAAGAGGGAGAAUCAAAGAAGAGAUCACAGCUCAAACGCAGGAGCUCAGCAGCUUGUCCAACAAGAUGGAUAGGGAGGUGAACACAUUGAAGGCGGAGCUAGAAGGCGCCAAGUUUGAGAUUAUCAGAUACUGCAUAGGUACCCUAGUUUCAGUCAGUGCUAUUGGGCUAGGUAUUCUUCGCCUGGUCCUGUAA
Molecule: messenger RNA, 687 nt
Organism: Closterium sp. Yama58-4
Lineage: Eukaryota; Viridiplantae; Streptophyta; Zygnematophyceae; Desmidiales; Closteriaceae
Source: the annotation of a GenBank genome assembly